Messenger RNA from Prunus persica (peach), 2174 nucleotides. Its product is annotated as transcription factor MYB35. Lineage: Eukaryota; Viridiplantae; Streptophyta; Magnoliopsida; Rosales; Rosaceae. The transcript is spliced from 3 exons. The record is from RefSeq and is a predicted model, not a curated record. The coding region runs from base 251 to 1366 and encodes 371 amino acids.
GAGAGAGAGAGAGAGAGAGAGAUGCAUAGUUUUGUGAUGUCAUGUUAAACCGUUUUCUAAGAGAUGAAAAUGUUCAUGCAAUUCUGGUUAAUUGAGAGCCGAAUGGCAUGCAUUUCUUGCCUAUUCUCUUUGCUAAUUAAUCCUUUCCUUUCUUCUUUUUAAAUGUACUUGCAAAGUUUGGAACUUGCAUCACCAUUACAUAAUUCUCCUUCACCUCUCUCUCUCUCUCUCUCUCUCUCUCUCUCUCUCGAUGGGAAGGCCACCUUGCUGCGAUAAAUCAAACGUGAAAAGAGGCAUCUGGACUGCAGCAGAGGAUGCCAAACUUCUUGCAUACAUUUCGAAACACGGAGUUGGAAAUUGGACUUUGGUUCCAAAGAAAGCAGGACUUAAUAGAUGCGGGAAGAGCUGCAGGCUUAGGUGGACUAAUUACCUGAGGCCUGACCUCAUACAUGACAGCUUCACUCCUCAAGAGGAAGAGCAUAUUAUUAACCUUCAUGAGGCUAUAGGCAGCAGGUGGUCCCUCAUUGCAAAGCUACUACCCGGAAGAACAGAUAAUGAUGUCAAAAACUACUGGAACACUAAGUUGAAAAAGAAGCUUUCCAAAAUGGGAAUUGACCCUGUAACCCAUAAACCUUUUUCUCAGAUCCUCUCUGACUAUGGAAACAUCAGCAGCCUCCCAAGCAUCGAUAAUCAAUUCGGGUCCUUUUUAAAGAACUUGAACAACACGUUCGUGCCCAAAUCAGAGCCGUCUUCAGGCAUCACAGGACUGCCCUUGGGCGUCAACACAUAUUCCAAUAUGAUGAUGAACCCUAUAGGAUCAGACAAUUCCACUGCUAGCACUCUUUCAUUGGGUAUUGUGGCUCAGUUUCAAGAAAUCAAUCAAGACAGUGUGCAAGUGCAACCACACUUUUUGAAUGAAGUAGCUUCCUCUUGUUCAUCAUCAUCUCCUCCUCAUGCCACUGAUCAUCAAUUAAGCUCUCAGCCAACUUACUUGUGCCAGCAAUCUCAUCAUGAGGCUCAAAUUACACCAUCUUCUUCCUUUAACUGGAGUGAAUUUCUUCUGCAUGAACCCUUUUCGUCAGCUGAUGAACUCAAGCAAGAACAAGAUUUCCAUGGAACAAUGAUGUCAUCCUCAUCAGCUCUUCCCACACUUGCUGGUGGAAGUGAACACAACUUGAAGGCAACAACUCAGGCAUGUGAUUUUGGAUCAUCAGCCAUUAAUAUUGGAGGCCAAAGGAACAAUAACUUGGCUCAUGAUCAAGCUUCUUCAUCUUCCAUGACUUCUUUUGUGGAUACUAUCUUGGGUCAAGAUAGUGAGAUGCAGGCAGCGUUUCCUGAACUUCUAGAUGCUUCUUUCGAUUAUUAAUUAGUGCUUGCAUUGUAUGUCACACUUUACUAUUAUAUUAAUUACAUAAUGAAGCUUUAAUUUUUCAUAGUCAUAAAUAACAUUUUAAAGUAAUUUAUUAACACUUGACAUCAUAGUUACUCAACCAAAGACAGAAAAAAAAGAAAAGAAAAGAAAAAGACAGACAGAAAUGAACUGGGGUCCAAGGGAUGGAUAAGGUCAAUGUAAUCUAGAAUUUUAUUAACUACUUCAAAAAACUACUGUCUCUGCUGGACUUGCAAUGCCUAUUCAUAUUGCCAAGUCACUUAAGAAUAACUCCUCUCCCUCUCCUCCAAUAGAAUUGUGGCUUUAUUUAUGAGUAACUGGCCACAAACUUAAAGAGAGCAAAACAACCUCAAAACAAAAAACAGUUUUGUUAGUUUAAGAAGGAAAGCCUUUUAAUAUCAUCCUCAUGAGUGAGACACGAAACAAAGACAGACGAACACAAAGACAAACACAGAGAAAGAGAAAGAGACAGAGACAGAAAGUAUUGAGAUCAAUGAAUGCAUUGCCGAGAUCAUCGAUUUCAUUUAGGAGGCAAGGCUCUUCCGGCCUCAUUUGGGAGGAUAGGAUUCAAGUACUUGAACAGAAGCCCGCUCUGCAGGUCACAAUUUCCAUUAAGAAAAGUGACUGUCAAGAGCAUGCUUCGAAUCUCGACGAAAGAUUUCAAGACAGAAAGGAUGUUGAUUCACCUUCCCCACCAUUACCAGAGACAUCUGUACCUUCUAAACCAGAAAAAAAAGAUCGAGGAUGUUCCUUUUCUAUCCUGUUUGGCCGAUGUAUGCGGUCU